AUGAAGGCGCAGAACAUUCGGACCCUUUCUCUCAUCCUGUGUAUGCUAUCCUACCUGCUUGUGGGAGCCGCGGUGUUCGACGCCCUCGAAUCAGAGACCGAGAACUCGAGGAAGAAGAUCCUGGAACAGAAACGCAAUGAGCUGAAGAAGAAGUACGRAUUUACCGAUGACGACUACCGGGAGAUCGAGAGAGUGGUUCUACAGUCGGAGCCCCAUCGCGCGGGGAGACAGUGGAAAUUCGCGGGAUCCUUUUACUUUGCUAUCACCGUCAUCACAACGAUAGGUUAUGGUCAUGCUGCUCCAGGCACUGAUGCUGGAAAGGUAUUCUGCAUGUUCUAUGCAGUUCUGGGUAUCCCUCUGACACUGGUCAUGUUCCAGAGCAUGGGGGAAAGGAUCAACACGUUUGUCCGCUACUUCCUCUGCAGGCUCAAGCAAUGCAUGGGCUUACGGAAGACUGAUGUGUCCAUGGGGAACAUGGUGCUGGUGGGCCUCCUGUCCUGCAUGAGCACCCUCUGUGUCGGGGCAGCAGCCUUCUCCCACUUUGAGGGCUGGACCUUCUUCCAUGCCAUGGAGGGAGGCACCAGUCGUACCAAUCUCAUCCCCUCUCCAUCUGAGGAGCGUAGAGAGACCCCUGGGGUCAGGGACCCUGCUAAGCAUCCUGWGUCCCGCAUCAGCGCCCUCUGCUCCUGUAUGUGCUUCAGGCUGGUUGCCUGUGACAGCCCCUCUCYGGCCCACUGUGAGCACUCAGGCUGCCACAGCAACCCUGUCUUCUACAACUCCAUCUCCUACAGGGUGGAUGGAGCCUCCUGCAGCUCCAGGGGCACCUCAACCCAGUCCUUCCCCAGCAGCGAUGCCCUUUUCCUGGGGAUGAGCAGCCCUCACACACGGAGGAAGUCAGUAUAGCUGCUUGGAUUGUUGGGACUCACUCUGGACUAAAGUGGUCUUUGUUCUUAUCUACACUACAGCCAGAGAUGUUACUCUGAUUCUCUGCAGGUGGAACAAAUUGUGUAUGCUUUUCCAAAAAGGUCACAUUUACAGAUUUUAGGUUGUGCUUCUACACUAUAUAUAAGUAUAUGGAAAUCCCUUCAAAUAAGUGGAUUCAGCUAUUUCAGCCACACCUGUUGCUGACAGGUGUAUA
Molecule: messenger RNA, 1138 nt
Organism: Salvelinus sp. IW2-2015
Lineage: Eukaryota; Metazoa; Chordata; Actinopteri; Salmoniformes; Salmonidae
Source: RefSeq, a predicted model, not a curated record